AUGGCUGCGGUUAUCAAAGCUCUCAAUGCCAAGAUUCGGUCCAACCCGACGACGAGCUACAUUUGCUCUACCCACUUCUGGGGACCCGUCUCCAACUUUGGUAUCCCCGUCGCCGCCGUCAUGGACACACAGAAGAGCCCCGAUCUGAUCUCCGGUGGCAUGACUGGUGCCCUUGUCAUCUACUCCGCCACCUUUAUGCGCUACUCCCUCGCCGUCCAGCCCAAGAACUACCUCCUGUUCGCCUGCCACUUUGUCAACGAGUGCGCGCAGCUGACGCAGGGCUACCGAUUCCUGUCAUACCACAACUGGGGCGGCAAGGAGGCUCUCGAGGCCGCCAAGGCCCAGGCCGAAAAGGUGGAGGACAAGGCCAAGGCUGUUGUCGGCAAAUAA
Messenger RNA from Akanthomyces muscarius, 390 nucleotides. RefSeq lists its product as uncharacterized. Lineage: Eukaryota; Fungi; Ascomycota; Sordariomycetes; Hypocreales; Cordycipitaceae. Gene Ontology annotation, biological process: pyruvate import into mitochondria. Gene Ontology annotation, cellular component: mitochondrial inner membrane. The record is from RefSeq and is a predicted model, not a curated record. The coding region runs from base 1 to 390 and encodes 129 amino acids. The transcript has 3 exons.